AGCAGCUUUUUUGGCCCAAAUUGAGGGAGCCAUAGUCUCUGUCCAAAGCUGCCAGGUAUCUAUGCAGCCCUUGGUAUAUUUGGCAGUCCGGGGUUGGCUUGGCUGGAUUCAAUUUGUGGAGCGGUCCAGAAGAGCUUUUUUGAAUAGCUCUUUAGUCUUGGUGGCCGCUGGGGCUGUGCACUGCUGGGCGGUGGUAUAUUCACUAUUUGUUGCCGUGCACACGCGGGCAAUGCGUUUCAGUGGGUACCACCAAGGCAGCAGCGAGCAAUUGCCACAGGCAGUAGCACUCACAGAGACACUCGCCGUCAGCUCCUUGUGGGUUUGGCUCAUUGCCGGAUUCACAACGGCCGCCGUGCGGAUGCUUGACGAGGAUGCGGAUGGAUUGCCUCUAGGAACCGAGGAUCUCAAGUGGGGGCCGAUUUUGCGUUUCAUCCGGUCUCCUUUCCUUCACAGUGCUUUGGGGCACGCGCAUUCAGUGAGCUGUGUGGGAUUGUUUGUCAGCAUCAUCUUGCUUUGCGCGACAAUGGCUACAAUGAAAGGUGGCAUUACCGUUUGCGAGUCCUGCCUGGCAAUUGUGGCGAUCGGCUUUGCCUUUCCCCAUAUGGUUUUGGCUGGAAGGCGCUUGAGCGAUUCAGCUGAUCAAGCCCUCUCUGAAGUGCUUCCAGAUGACAGCUUGGAAGCUGCAGCAGCAGAAGCAGCGGCAAUUGGACCUCAGCUUUGUGUUAUUUUGUCCCUCGCAGAUGCUCCUGGCCAUGCAUAUUGGUGGCAGAAUCUCAUGUACACCCUGGCGUCGAUGGCAUUCAUUGCUGCUGUCGUCGCCAGUGCCCGUUCGCCUGCAAAAGUUGCCAACGUUGCCCUGCCGCCAGAGAAGAGUGAGAGCUUCGUCUGCUUGACCAUGGAUGUGAUGACGGCCCUUUCAAUCAUUCUGUCCUACCCACACCUCAACACAUGGUUCCUCCGAAUCGGUGUGGUUGCAGUAAUUGGUUGCGGAGUUGCAGCGCAGUUUGGCCCAGUGCGGGAAAUCUACUUGGACUGGCUGGAACCUAUUUUCGUCAUCCGAAGUGACUCCCACAAGAGAGUGCCAAACCAGCAAAGACAGCUUAUAAAGAUCAUCUCGUGGGCUGUCUAUUUGCGGAAGAGGUGCGUGAAGGCAUGUUUCCCGAUGUGUGUUCUUUUUGAAUCGUUCUCUUCAAGGCCAACAGGAUCACAUUUUCCCCACCUUCGCUUGCGCAGACCCAGUUCCAGGGUCUCAUGGGGCAAUAGAUUGCCAAACGAAGCACACAUGCACUUUUCACGCUGUGAGCAGCUGGAAGUAGCCCAGAGUUUGUGUAGCGUUCCUCAUUUGACGGACUCAAAGUUGUUGAAAGUCACUAGGCUGCUUCCAUAAAUGCAGUGCUAAGCACUUUAGACGGGACGCAUGUUCAACAUCAUCCGAAACAUAGGUCG
This is a messenger RNA of Durusdinium trenchii, 1446 nucleotides long. NCBI's taxonomy places the organism in Eukaryota, Dinophyceae, Suessiales, Symbiodiniaceae. The record is from the annotation of a GenBank genome assembly.